This is a messenger RNA of Micropterus salmoides (largemouth bass), 675 nucleotides long. Its product is annotated as potassium/sodium hyperpolarization-activated cyclic nucleotide-gated channel 2-like. Lineage: Eukaryota; Metazoa; Chordata; Actinopteri; Centrarchiformes; Centrarchidae. The annotation marks the transcript as partial. The transcript has 4 exons. The record is from RefSeq and is a predicted model, not a curated record.
AAUGACACAUGGGGACAGCAGUACUCCUACGCACUUUUCAAAGCUAUGAGCCACAUGCUGUGUAUUGGGUAUGGCAUGUACCCCCCUGUGGGCAUGACAGACGUGUGGCUGACCAUCCUCAGCAUGAUUGUGGGUGCUACCUGCUACGCCAUGUUCGUGGGCCACGCCACCGCGCUAAUCCAAUCUCUAGACUCAUCUCGACGGCAGUACCAGGAGAAGUACAAACAGGUGGAGCAGUACAUGUCCUUCCACAAGCUGCCAGCAGAUAUGAGGCAGAGAAUCCACGACUACUACGAGCACCGUUACCAGGGCAAGAUGUUUGACGAGGAGAGCAUCCUUGGAGAGCUGAAUGAGCCGCUCCGAGAGGAAAUCAUCAACUUUAACUGUCGAAAGCUGGUGGCAUCCAUGCCUCUGUUUGCCAACGCCGACCCCAACUUUGUCACCUCCAUGCUCACCAAACUGAGGUUUGAGGUGUUCCAGCCUGGAGAUUAUAUCAUCAGGGAGGGCACCAUCGGCAAAAAAAUGUACUUCAUACAGCAUGGGGUUGUCAGCGUACUAACCAAAGGCAAUAAAGAGACCAAGCUUUCAGAUGGUUCCUACUUUGGAGGGUCAGAUAAUGCGUUGGCCUCCCAUGGUCCCAUAGAGCCUGUGACACAUGUAGGAGACAAUGCUGCC